AUGGACGGCUCAAGCCUGAGAAGAAGAGACACAACCAAAGGAACACCGUUGCGCAUAUUAUCUUUAGAUGGCGGCGGGGUCAGAGGCUAUUCCAUGCUCAUCCUCCUCCAUGACUUCAUGCACAAAGUCUAUACCGAGAGCCACGACGGCGAACCUCCAGAACCAGACAGAAUACCGAAACCAUGCGAUUACUUCGACUUGAUAGGCGGCACCGGGACGGGGGGGUUGAUAGCCAUAAUGCUGGGAAGAUUACGGAUGAAUACGAAAGACUGUAUGAGGGUGUACGUACAAAUGACGCGGAAGGUAUUUGAAACAGACAAGACAAUAGCAGGGAUACCGUAUCGGUCUACGUUGUUCAAGGCGUCGCUCUUGGAAGAUGCGAUUAGGGCUUGUGUCAGGACAUUCGAGCAUGAGAAGGAUGCUGAGGAGUAUGAAGACAAAGAUAUGCCGAUGACACCUGCAAGCUAUGAUAGGCCGAUGAGCGUGAGAAGUGGGAUGGAGCGGAGUCCGACGAGUGCUACGACAGCGAAUUCAAGACACUUUAGCGGUUUCUCUUCGGAGGCGUUCUCGUCGUUGGGGAAUCCGAAUGCUUCAUUGGAAGACACGAGGAGAGAGAGGAGAUGCAAGACAGCUGUCACAGCCGUGCUGAAAGGGCAAUCAGAAAGGCACGGUACAAGCAUCCUCCUCCGGUCAUACCCUUCUCGGACACAACCAGCGGUCGAGCCAGACUGUACGAUAUGGCAAGCUGGUCGAGCAACAUGCGCAACGAAGCUUGCUUUCAAAGAAAUCAGGGUCGGCACCUCAACAUUCCAAGAUGAAGGCUACGGCCUGCUCAACUCAGACAAAUCGCCCACCUACAACCCUGCACCUCAGAUGCUCGAAGAAGCUACCUCAAACGAAUGGCCGGGACAGUCAGUAGGCCUACUCCUCAGCAUCGGCACCGGUAAAAGACCAGGCGGCACCCAUCUCCAGCAAUCUGAAUGGUGGGAAGGCUUCGCCGGCGGACUCGGCUCCUUCGCCGAAGCAAAGCGAAAACUCAUCGCCAAAAUCGAAGGCUGCGAAAAGACCCACAAAGAAAUGCUUUCGAUCCACCUCCCCAGACGCAGCGUGAAUCCCGACAACUACCUCCGCCUAAAUGUCGAAGUAGGCGUGGGCGAAUUCGGCAUGAACGAAUGGAACCGAUUAGCAGACAUAAGCAACAACACGCAAGCCUACCUCAACACGCCCGCCACAAAAGUUAUGCUUAACAACGGCGCCAUCCAGAUGGCGAAAGUAGAGGCCAUGCGGCGCCAAAUCGCAGCGAAAAUUCAGCGCGCGAAUCAGAGCUUCGACAAUAACAAUCCCCCGCCUCCCCAGAACACCAACACAGGCUACACGCCCCCAUCAGCAUUCGCAGUCGAACUCCCCACCGACGACGGUUUCGCCCAAGACGAUAAAUACGUGAUCGAAGCCUCGGACCAGUACCCCCACCCGCACCCUCAACCCCAACCCCAAUCCGGCGACGAUAAAUAUCUAUACCAACCGCCUCCCCCUCGAAGUAGCAACGAAUACGACAGUGGCAGGGUAGGUGCAGGUGUAGGUGCAGGGGUGGGGGCGGGGACGGAAGCACCACCUUUACCGCCCAAGACGCCGAUCAAUAUGCAGCAGGGAGGGCAUGGCGGACAGGGGCCUAGAAGAUACCAUUCCCAUCCCGUACACCAGCAGCAAACGGUGUUGCCGUAUCCGGAUAACGAUGGCCCGCCGCCUGCGGUUAAUAUGGCGCGGAAACCGCAGAUGGGGCGGUGA
Bacidia gigantensis is the source of this 1785-nucleotide messenger RNA. RefSeq lists its product as uncharacterized. Gene Ontology annotation, biological process: arachidonate metabolic process. Bases 1 to 1785 code for a protein of 594 amino acids. Lineage: Eukaryota; Fungi; Ascomycota; Lecanoromycetes; Lecanorales; Ramalinaceae. The transcript has 4 exons. Gene Ontology annotation, cellular component: membrane. The record is from RefSeq and is a predicted model, not a curated record.